Molecule: messenger RNA, 5642 nt
Organism: Gadus chalcogrammus (walleye pollock)
Lineage: Eukaryota; Metazoa; Chordata; Actinopteri; Gadiformes; Gadidae
Gene: myripa
Product: myosin VIIA and Rab interacting protein a
Exons: 18
Coding region: 647-4492 (1281 amino acids)
Biological process (GO): intracellular protein transport
Cellular component (GO): cortical actin cytoskeleton
Molecular function (GO): myosin binding; actin binding; small GTPase binding
Source: RefSeq, a predicted model, not a curated record
GGGACAUUUUGCAGCGCAUCAUAGCGCUCCCUUGUGGAGAAGUACCAGUGGUACAUUUGGUAACCGUGCUGCUCAGGCUGUAAUAGGGUUUAAGAGGUUUUGCUCGCCCCUGAAAUCCAUCCAUUCUAGGGAGAAAGACAGAUUUGUAAAGCCUGUAAAUGCCUGAGUAUAGGCAAAAGCUACUGGCAGACCAAGACUUUUUAUCCACAACCUUACAGAAAUACAUUUUAAAAAAGGUUUCUGAAUACUCGGACUCGUGUCAUAGCCUAUAGUAGGCUAUAGUAGACCUACUUUGUAUUUAUUUCCUUUUUCGUAAACUUCCUUUGUUUUGUAGGAACUAUACAAAUAUGCAAUAUAUUUGAAUAUGGUGUGAUUUGCUGAUAUUUCGGACCGCCAUAUAAAUGUCAAGCAUGUCUUCUAAUGGAAAAGAAAAAUACUUUGCGUUUAAAGACUUCGUUUAAUCCUAAUUUUGUUUCGGACUUCUAUUUUAGCUUCAUUAAUUGUAAAAUACUUUCGGCACAAAAACAAAGAAGUUUUUUUUUCAUUUUUUUAUUUUUUUUACCUCCUGGUGGGUGACGCGGACCGGUGGGCUCCGGAGUUCAGGCGAGAGCGGUGAGACAGCCGAUUGGCUAGCUGGACUGUAGUGAUGGGGCACAAGCUGGACCUGUCCGGCCUGACGGAGCUGGAGGCGGAGCACGUGUUGCAGGUGGUGCAGAGGGACAUGAAGCUAAGGAAGAAGGAGGAUCAGCGCCUCAGUGACCUCCGCCAGGAGCUAGAGGAGGAGGACGGCCGCUGCCUGCUGCUCUCGCGCCAGGCGCGCUUCAACCAGCUGUGCUGCAUCCGCUGCUGCUCGCCGUUCAACUUCCUGCUCAACCCGCGGCGCCGCUGCGGGGACUGCCUGCUGGACGUGUGCCGCGCCUGCCGCGCCUACCGCAAGGCCGAGCGCGCCUGGCUCUGCUGCACCUGCCAGAAGAGGAGGCUGCUGAAGAUCCAGUCUCUGGAGUGGUUCUAUGUCAACGUCAAAGGCCGCUUCAAGAGGUUCGGCAGUGCCAAGGUGCUGAAGACCCUGUACAGGAAACACGUGGCACAGCGGGGCACGGUGGCUGAGCUCACAGAGGGCAGCGCCUACGAGGAGAGCGUCCACACGGAGGGGAGCGUCUGUGAGAGCGACACGGCGUUCUGCCGACAGAGUGAAGAGCAUGGCGAGGCGGACACCCUCACAGUGGCAAAGCGGGUGGCAGGGGACGCCAUAGAUGAAGCCAUUUCCAAGGCUGAGUUUCACACCGACAACCAGGCGAAGCAGAAGGAGGCCCUCUAUCUACGGGAGAACAGAGGGGAACUCAUCGAGGAGCUGGCCAAAACUAUCGUCCAAAAAAUCAUCAGCCGGAGGAAAGGCUUGGCCGAGAUGAAGCCGGGAUCUGACCAGGAAUGCCCCCCAGACGCUGGUCACGGCUCCCUCGCCCGCCAGGCCAAGAUCUGGAGGACCCAAUCGGCCUUCUCUCUGCUGGACAACGACCUCCCCGAGCUGAAUCUUCCAAUGGGGCUGAGGAAUGAGGGAGAAGGGUCAGCUGUCUGGCAGAGUGUCGACCGCCUUCUGGACAACUCUAUGCUGAAGAGCCCGGACGGGAACUGGAUCACCCUGCAGAGCGGCCAGCUGUCCCGGCCCAGCCUGCUGACGCGCAGGAAGAGCCUGGUGUUCAGCGCCCUGGAGCAGGAGUGCGGCCAGGUGUCGGCCUACAGCGCCAUGGCCUCGGACGCCGACACCCCGCCCGAGUACUCCGGCUCCUGGGGGACCGUCCUGCAGGACCUCCACAAGAAGAUGACCGACGGCGACCUGGGCCUGCCGGUCCUCGGGGGGGACCCCCCCAGGACCCCCCCACCGCGUCUGGGGGCCCGGCGGCGGUCUAGCGUCGACGGAGAGGGGCUCUCCAAGCACCGGCGGCCCUCGCUGGCCUUCAUGAAGAGGCAGCUCCCCCUGGAGGUCAGGAGGCCGUCGUCCUCGCGGAGGGCCAGCGUCAUCAACCUGAACUUUAACCCCGAGGGGACCGCCGGGGAGGGGGAGGGGGACAGCAGCGCGGGGGAGGAGCUUAAGGGCUCUGGCGGCGUCAGGAGAUCCCGACGGAGGAAGAGGAGUAGGAGGGAGAAGGAGCCGUCCUCGCUGUCGAAGUGCGACAGAAACCACCAGGAUGCCGACAACGGGAACCACACGGCCACCUCCGCAUCCCAGCAUGCAUCUGACCCCGCCACCGCUACCGACACGCUGACCUCGGAGGCUGCCUCUCCCGACCCCUUGGACCUGGAGGGCGGGCUCCGUCACCAGGCAGGGAGCGUCAUGGGGGCGGAGCUGGUGUACCGACUGCAGCAGCUCGCCAGGCAGGGCAGCCUCUCGGACGCCUCCAUCGCCGGGGGCGACGACGAGGGGCCCCAACGGGGGACGGAGGAGGAAGAGGACGUGGAGGAGGAGGAGCAGAAGAAGAAGAAGAACGGAGACGAAGUGGAAGGGCAGCUGGAGGAGGGCGGGAGGUCUAGCCAUGAGGAGGACGUGGAUGUGACGAGAUCGGAGGACGUGUCCGUCCCAGAGGACGGGAUGGAUUGGAGCUAUCAGAGGAGUAAGAAGGAGGAGCUGGUGUUCCACCUGCUCCAACUAGAGAGCCAGGUCAGGGCCACCCAGUUCUCCUCGACGGAGGACGAGCUGGACCGGGCCGGUCGAGGAGGGGACGACGACCGGGAGAGAGAGGGCGGCGCCAGAGGAGGGAAGAUGGCCGCCAGGCUGUGCCGGUUGGCCGAGCAGGUCAGCGCCGGGGAGUUCUCGGAGGCAGAGAGCCCCACCCUGCCCUCCCCGCUCCGGGACUUGGCCGGUCUGGUCAGCGCCUCGCAGUUUUCCUCCACGGAGGAUGAGUUAGACCGGGCAGGAGUAGUUGAGGGUGGAGGAAGAGGUGGAGGCGGAAGAAGAAGAAUCAGAAGGUGGGGAGCAGAGAAAAGGAGCGAUCCCGGGGCGGGAAGGGGAAUGGAGGAACGUUGGUCUGUGAGGUUGAAGCGAGAGGGUGUGUCGAUGGAAUCGCGAGCCGAGAGGAAGGGCAGCAUGGCGGAUCUAGCCAGGGGGAUGUUGGAUCUAUUGGAUACCCAAGAGGGGGAAGGCAUCGCAAAGGUAGCGGACGAUGUAGCCCAAGACAGGGAGGAAGAGGGAAUGACCGCAGACAGCCAAGACAAAGACGGAGAUCAUGCAGAGUCGUCUGAGAGUAGGCGACGUGGUGAGGAGAGGACGAUGGAGGUAACCGUCCAGCGAGAUGGGACAGAGGGGGAAGGGGACCACGGGUAUUCCAGUCCCAGUGGAGGAUGUGGUGCGGAGGACAAAGACUGGCCCCGGGAAGACCAGACGGAAGUGCUAUCCUGUGCGGCUAUCCAUGGAGAACAAGAGAGAAAAGACAGACAGCAAGACAGAGAAGAAAGAUUGUUACAAACAGGGCAGGGAGAGGAGGCUGGGAGACAGACUCACAGGGAUCCAACUACAACCGUAAAUCAAACGAGGGUCUCAAAAGAGGACAUUUUACGUUAUGAACUGGAGUUGGAAAACUCAGAAGAAGAGCAGGUGUUGCCGGCCAGAGAUUGGCGACACGCAGAAACCAAAAGUGACACGAGUGAACCUGAAGAGGUGGAAUUGGACGGAAUAAUGAGCACCACGAGAGAGGAGGGGGACAGUGAUAUGUACAACCUAGACGGAGAGAAGGCUGUUUUAUCCAAAGAGGCGGUGGGGGAACACAGUGGGCCUGCGUCUCACGAAAGAGACCAUCCUGAGACAGAGGAGAGACAAGGCCAUGGCACAACUCUGGGACUGCUCCGCAGCAGCGAGGGAGACUUGAGUCAGGAGAUGAGGACUGAAGGAGACAGGACGGCAGGACGGUUCGAGGAGCAGGGGGCGAGCGCCAGUGGAGGCCAAGCUGGAGACACUGAGCCAGAAGAUCAGACGUCCAUACUGUCCCCAGGGGAGAUUCAUAACAGGUACUCGGCCGUGGCUCUGCGUGGCCUCACCACAGAGAUGCUGAAGGUGCUGAACGCCACCGAGGCGAUCCUCCAGGGGGAGGGCUCCCCGGCCCCUCCGGCCCCCCCCCAGCUCCUGCUGGCCCCCGGCACGGACCCCCUGAAGCUGGACCAGCAGUUCUCCAGACUGGAGGAGAACGUGUACGUGGUGGCGGGUGCCGCCUUCGGCCUGGAGACUGAGCUGGGGGAACUGGAGGAGUGCGCCAGGGGGGUGAGCGGGGACACCCCGGACGGGGAGCUCUCCUUCCUGGAGGAGAAGGUUGCCUCGGCGGCCGCCAAGGUGCGCCAGUCCGGGCGCAAGGUAUCGAACAUCUCCGCCAGGAUCGCUGCCCUGAAGAACGCCGGUCUGAAAGUAGACCCUCACGCCAAGACCACUCAGCCAAACGCGUCGCCCUCGUCUCGGCAGCUCAGGAGGAGGUUACCUGCUACCCCGGUGGAAGGGAAGGACGUUUGAGCAGUGUUUCCUAGCAAGCCCGGAUCACCAUCUAAUACCGUACUACCACCACCGAGUAGUGCCUCGAUCUUCAGCCGCUACAUCUUAUAGGGCAUUUGAGAUGCUUUCAGCCAAUGAGGUGAUGGCUGCCUUUUAACGACACUUAACCAUUUAAAAUAAAUAUAAUUCUACUUUUCUAUGACAGUGGAUUAUAGACUACCUAACGAUUUGAUCCAAGGGAUCAUCAGAGUGAUAAAAUGUCCAACCAUAUAAUAUGAAUUGUCUCUUUUAGCUUAAAAUGAUUAUGUCACUCUGUUUAUUUUGAAUGUAUCAUUGAGUAUCACUACAUAGUUGACAUUUGAAGGUAUUAUACAUCAUUUCUGCCACAAACGGUCUCACAAUGAACAGAAUAACAAAAGACGUAGUCGGUUUUACUAUUGUUGGAAACACUUGGGAUCAUGUGAGUACACAACUCAACAAAAUAUAUAACAUAGGUCUAGUCGUUUUUUAGUUAUCUUAAUGAAGAAAUGUUACGUGAUAUACCUUUAACUUUGAAAUGCAACAUAUACAAAAUGAUUGAAGACCCUUAUUAUAUGAAGCCACUCCUUAAAGGCUUUACAGAUAACCAAAUGCAAUGUCCCUUAUAAGCUGCAUAACCUUGAAUGCACUUAUUGUACCGGUUAUUUAAAAGCAACAUUCAGGAGGAUUUAGAAAUUGGGGUUAAGAAAUGCACAUAUGUUGCUCACUGUUUAUUUAACAGUGAGCAACAAAUAUUCAGAAGGAUGAUUUAGAGAUUGGAGAGAAUUCAUUUUAACUGCGUGAUGUUCUAUGUUGCCAAAUAUUUUGUCAGUUGAUAGUGAAAAACUCUAUUUCUUGGUAGAAAAGUUGACAGGGAGAUUAAACUGUUGGUUCAUCUUUUGGAAUUGUGCACUGCAUCUCAAAUAAAAUAAAAUCAGUAUUUUCAUGGCUAUGACUUUAAUUAAUGACAAAAUAGGGGAAAAUGUACAAUAAAUAGACGUUAAGAGACCCCAUGUUUUAUGGUUCAACUUUUACUUCUGAUGUGCAGAACUAGUCACCACGGUGUCAUUUUCACAUUCCUCCACCGAAGAAUUUGGCACAGGUAGGAUCACCGUUCGUAUGAACUAUCCCUGUCCAUUAUAUGCUAAAUGUU